This is a messenger RNA of Oryzias latipes (Japanese medaka), 4434 nucleotides long. It is a transcript of the gene gpc4, whose product is annotated as glypican 4. NCBI's taxonomy places the organism in Eukaryota, Metazoa, Chordata, Actinopteri, Beloniformes, Adrianichthyidae. Gene Ontology annotation, biological process: cell migration; regulation of signal transduction; regulation of protein localization to membrane. Gene Ontology annotation, cellular component: plasma membrane; cell surface; extracellular region. The record is from RefSeq and is a predicted model, not a curated record.
CCUCUGAGCUCCAGUCCUGAUUUUCGGCGCCAGGACGCAGGAGAUCCACGUUCUUCCUAUCCGCUCCACGCCUGGUGUUCCUGAUCUCCAGGUCUUUUGUCCCCGGAACUCGCAGUCACUCCUGGCUGGGUGUCCAUCUGGACUUUUGCUCGCAUCUGGAUCUCAGCGAGGCCAGCAGGGAAGAAAAAAAAAAAAAAAACAUAAAACAAAACAUCGGCGUCCUGAAGUUUGACACACAAAAACAAAGUAAAGUUCAUUCCGGCAGCUCCACUCUCCUUCGUGGAUUUUGCUCCCGUCGGAACCGUGAAACAGUGGAGUGACUGAGAUUGACGCCAGGAGAAGUUUAAGAAGGAGGAGGAAGAAAAGUUUAUUUUUUCAUUUUCUUUAGAGGUACCCGCAUUUAGUAACUAACUUUUGUCUGUCGAGUCUGGUACUCGACUUGUUGUGAACGGACUGUUUUUUUUCUCGGAGUUUUUUUUUUUUUUUUUUUUUUUUUUUGGUGAGCUGGCCUCGGAGCUGCUGUGAAGACUUGAAGUCAGAAAUCUGUGCGUCUCUGAAGAAACCCAACGUUGGAGACCAGGAUACUCAGCCCAACAACCACAAAUCUCUUUCCAAUUGUUUUUCUUUUUUGUGUUUUGAUCCAUUUGUUUCCACCACACACACUGAAAUGAAGUCGCUGUUGGUGCUGUGUGUCGUUUGCCCGCUGGCCGUGCUGUGCGUUUCGGGCACCGCGGAGCAGAAGUCGAAAAACUGUAACGAAGUUCGUGCCGCUUUCAGCUCCAAAGGCUUCAACAUUAACGACGUUCCCAACAAAGGAAUCUCCGGAGCUUCUCUCAAAGUGUGCCCACAAGGUUUCUCCUGCUGCACAGUGGAGAUGGAGGAGAAGCUCAGCCAACAGAGCCACACGGAGAUCAAAGCGCCUGUGUCCAGGCUUAGCACCAACCUACAAACCAUCUUCAAAGAGAGGCACAACCACUUUGACAACUUUUUCCGUGAGCUGUUGAAAAACGCAGAGGCCUCGCUGCACAACAUGUUCUUAAGAACGUACGGAAAGAUGUACGAGCAGAACUCGGAGCUCUUCGGGAACUUCUUCGCGUCCCUGACAAGGUACUACAUAGACGGGAGCGCCAAGGUGGACCUGGACGCCAUGCUGACGGACUUCUGGGCCGACCUCCUGGAGCGGAUGUUCCGGCUGGUCAACGUGCAGUUCGAGUUCAGCGACGCCUACAUGGAGUGCGUGAGCCGGAACACGGACGAGCUGCAGCCCUUCGGGGACGUGCCCCGCAAGCUCCGCAUCCAACUGAAGCGAGCCUUCAUCGCUGCACGCACGUUCGUGCGCGGCCUGAAGCUCAUGCCGGAGGUUUUCAAUAAAGUCUCCACGGUCAGUGCGACCCCCAGCUGCGUGCGAGCCGCCACCAAGAUGCUGUACUGUCCGUACUGCUCGGGCCAGGUGGCGCUGAAGCCCUGCCAGAACUACUGCCUGAACGUGAUGCGAGGCUGCCUGGCCAACCAAGCGGACUUGGACACGGAGUGGAACAACUUCCUAGACGCCAUGCUGAAUCUGGCAGACAGGCUCGAAGGCCCGUUUAACUUUGAGUCAGUGAUGGAUCCCAUCGACGUCAAGAUUUCUGAGGCCAUCAUGAACAUGCAGGAGAACAGCAUGCAAGUCUCUCAAAAAGUUUUCCAAGGAUGUGGGACGCCAAAGUUGAGCCAGAGCUUCCGCAGCAAACGUUCUCUGAAAGAAACGGGCUUCACGGGUCGGUUCCGUCCCUACACACCGGAGGCCCGGCCCACGACGGCCGCUGGAACGAGCUUAGACCGACUGACGAGUGAAGUGAAGAAAAAGCUGAAACACGCUAAGAAAUUCUGGUCCACGUUGCCCGAGACGGUGUGUGCAGAUGAGAGGAUCGCCCCCGGCGACGAGUGCUGGAACGGUACAGCAAAGAGCAGGUACGAGCUUCACGUCAUCGGAAACGGAUUGGCCAACCAGGGCACCAACCCGGACGUGGAGGUGGACAUAACCAAACCGCACACCGUGAUUCGCAGUCAGAUCGCAGCUCUGAAGGAAAUGACCAUCUGGUUAAAAACGGCACACAGCGGCAACGAGAUCAUUGAAAGCAUAGACGACGACAGCAGCGGGGAAAGCGGCAGCGGCUGCGACUCCGCAUCCUGCGAACCGGACAUUUACUUCUUCACCACCACCACGCCCAUCCCCAAAGGGCCGCGGGUCAAUCUGGUGCACAGCAAUAAUUCCGCUGGGGUUCCCAUCCGGGCAGGUGUGACGCUGGCGCUCUGCGGGCUCAUCGCCGCUCUGCUCGCGCCGCGGUUGAGAUAAAAAAGUGAGCCGGGCGAGAGAAAAAACGGAACGCUGGAAAAGGAAAAGAAAAAGCGAAGGGGAAAACUGUCAGAGACUUUAACAAAGACUGCCUUCAGGACCUCAGACUGUCCGCUGUUUGGGGGGGUGGGAUUCGUCUUGAUAUUACAAUAACUUCACUAUUAACUAUUUGUAUGUUUUUAAGGACAUUGGUGUACAGCAGCACAGUUUUCUUCCCAAGAAUCAUCGGAUCAUUUAGCUCCCUUUAGUUUCACUUUGCAGCAUUUCCGACCUAAAAUGACCUUCCUAUUCUUGCAGUUGAAUCUCCCGAUACAUUUUGUGCCUUCUUCAGAGCUCAGCGCUUGAUGACGCGUUCGGAAAGAUGUCUGGUGGAACGGGGUGUGCUGGUCGUCAUAUUCCUGAGGAUAUUUUAGGCAAUGAUGCAACAUUUUCAGUGGAUGAAUCCCUGUAGACCUUUAAAAAAAAAAACAGUCCAAAUCUGUAACACCUACUGUGUUCGCUUUGGCUGUCUUAGCUUUUUUUAAAGGUGGAAUUGAAGAGCUGAGGUUUUGUCUGACCCAAAGAUCUUUCCUUUUUGGUUCUUGCACCCGCUACGACCGUAACAACCACCUAACCUUUUAACGUCUUCAGUAGUGAAACAAUACCUCGUUCUUGGAUUCGAUGCGAACUCUGAGUUGAAGGUGUCUGAUAGUUGGAUGCGUGGCUCCCCCUGGAAGAAGAAGGCGUCAUCGUUGGGUCUCAGACGCCCCUCGCCGCCGCUGAAUGGCUGCGUUCAGCACAGACUGCACGGCGUAGACUGUGGAGAGAAGAUGGAUGUCCAGAGCAUUUCACGUACGAAACCAGAGGAGAAAAACAAAGUGUUUUGUUUGAGAGAUCAAAGUCUAUUUUGAUACAGGGUUCUAUGUUGAGGAGAUGUGAUUGUUUGUCUAUUUUUGGUAUGAAGAUAUAUAUUUGGUACUACAGGCAGACUGUACUGCUUGUCUGAGAGGAUGGAAGAGGACAGAGUGCACAGUUUUACCCUCCCCUCCUUGUCUUGCCUCUGAAAUAGCCUAAGUAGUACAAACAGGCAGGAAUGUGUUCUCACCCUUUAAGGUGGAAUCUUGAGGUUCCGUCACAGUUGCGUUCCUCCCGUUCGGUUGAGUGUUUUGUCCCGCUUUUUUAAGGAUUUAGUCUGCACAGAUUCCCUGAAAGUUCAGCAUCCUCCAGUUUGAUAAUCAGGUCUGUGAGUCGACCGUUUCUACCCUAAACCGAUGCUGCCUCCUGUAGCUUUUGUACAGUAACUUAUGUCUGUAUUUGAAUGUCAUUGCAACAUGUUUUCCCACCCAAAUACAGCGCUAUAGCAUGCGUACAGCUGGAAAAGGAACACUUGGCUCUCUGAGUAAUUUAUUAGACGCUCACAUGAGGAAAAGAAAUCCUGUUCAAGUGUAAACUCGAAUCAAACCUCUUUGGUUUGAAGCGAGCGCCGUUAGGUUUUAAAGACACCUCCCGUUUUUAUUAAGGUUCAGAGUUUGAAGGAUUUGAAGAAAACAUCUAUGCAUUAAAAGCCCUGAAGCCUUAAACGAAAAGCAGCGCUUCCACUUCAGACGGGAACUCUGUUUUUGUAACCCGUAAACAUUUCUGCAUGGGCUUGUGCACGUGUGUUGGAGCUCCGAAGAAGCAAUCUCAGAGCUGGGGUGGGUGAAGGGGGGGAUGUUAGGUUUAUUGGUUUUGGGUGGCGAUGGUUGAAUGUCGGCGCUUGCAGGCCCCGGGGCGGCGAGCGAACCCGGCUGGCAGGAGCUGCUGGACGGUCAUGUGACUUAAAAGUUAGGUUAGGUUCGGCAGGUGUUGGAAGCUUUGCCUUUGGCCCCUCGAGAACAGAAAAGGACUCGCUCUGAAGAAACGAAUGACUGAAAAGGAGUGAAAGAAGUGUAAAUACAGAGCAGCCGGGUUUAGAUGUCUCUAAAAGAGGCCUUAACAGUACACCAGAUUUUUACAUGUCAGAGUAUCUCCUAAAUGUUAUCAAAAAACACACAAGAUAGAUGUUAAAUUGUAAGAAAAAAAUGUAUAUUAAACAUCAUUUCUUAGUCUUGUGGAAAUAAAGACUGCCAAUAUUUAAAUGA